GGGCACGACCCUGUGUCCCCUGCAUCGGCAGGCAGACUCUCAACCACUGCGCCACCAGGGAAGCCCUGAGCUUCCAUUCUUAUCCACAAAAUGAAAGUGAUGAUAAUGUCUAUCUCGAAGGGUGUUUUGAGGACAAAGCAGGAUAAUGCACGCGAAGGGCCGAGCAAGGCCUGGCCCACCUGGGGCCCUGACCCUGUCCUGCCCCCGACGGCCCUCGGCGUUCUAUCAAGCUGGGGCUGCCGAGUGCUCUGCUACAUGGCAAUGUCCCCUAUGCGGGACUUCUCAGAAACAAAGGCUUACCCUGGAGUUGUUCACUUUUUUUGCACCAAGCUGCAUAUGUGGCAUCUUAGUUCCCCGACUAGGGCUAGAACCCGUGCCCCCUGCCGUGGAAGCACAGUCUCUUAACCCCUGGACCACGAGGGAAGUCCACAAGUUGUUCGCUUUUUAAUCCUUACUUUUAUGUUGUGUGGAUUUUACCUUAAAAAAAAUUAUUAAUUUAAAGAACCAAAACAGCAGCAAAACAUUUCCGAAUCAUUUGAACACUGCCUUGAAUAUUUGGCUUACUUUAAUUGAAAACAGCUCUUAAUCAGAAGAUAGCCAAUAAUGCCUGCGUUUUUUAAAGUUAAAUGUUUCUAGUAAAGUUCUGUAGAAACAGGAAAAGAAAGUAGGGACCAUCUUGAUUAUGGUUCCCAGCCCAGAGCCCAGGUCUUUAGGUGGUUUUAUUAGGUAAAUGCCCAGAGGCUGCUGGCCUCCAGGCACUCUGAAGCAUCCAGCUCAUCACCACAAGGGCCUUUACUCCAGGGGGAGGAGGAGGAGAAUAUAUCUCUUAAUCCCUCACCUAUGAAGCUGGUGGAAUUAUCCCCAUUUUAUAGAUGAGGAGACUGAGGUAAAUUAAGAUUAAAAGGUGCAGUAGUCCUGACAUGCACCCUUGAGCCUGCCCUCCCUUCCUUAUAGGCUGUGAGCACCAAGGGAGCUGCCCUGCUUGACGUGGAGCCAUCCGUCCAUCUUUCCUUCUGUCUGCAUCCAUCCACCUCUCCGCAGAGCUGAGGCUUCACCCCAGAGCAUCUGUGCAGAGUGAGGAAAGGACUAGAACAUGCUCUAAAGUCCUCUGCAACAAGACCCAGGAAGGUGUGAGCUCAACACAAACCCUGAAGCUGCCCCACCCCCCCGCCCACCAUGGCCUCCGCUGACAAGAAUGGCGAGAGCAUCUCCUCAGUGUCCAGGAGCCGCCUGCAGAGCCGGAAGCCACCCAACCUAUCCAUCACCAUCCCUCCGCCCGGGACCCCGGACCCCAGUGAGCAGGCCAGCAUGCUGCCCCAGAGACCCAGGAACCCAGCCUUCCUGAAGAGCGUCAGCCUCCAGGAGCCGAGGGCACGAUGGCAGGAGGGCGGCUCGGAGAAGCGCCCCGGCUUCCGCCGACAGGCCUCCCUGUCCCAGAGCAUCCGCAAGGGCACGGCCCAGUGGUUCGGGGUCAGCGACGACUGGGAGCUGAAGCGCCAGCACUGGCAGCGCAGGAGCCUGCACCACUGCAGCGCCCGCUACGGCCGGCUCAAGGCCUCGUGCCAGCGGGACCUGGAGCUCCCCAGCCAAGAGGUGCCCUCCUUCCAGGGCACCGAGUCUCCAAGACCCUGCAAGAUGCCCAAGAUUGUGGAUCCCCUGGCCCGAGGACGGGCGUUCCGCCACCCGGACGAGGUGGACCGGCCCCACGCCCCGCACCCACCCCUGACCCCUGGGGUCCUGUCCCUCACCUCCUUCACCAGCGUCCGCUCCGGCGGCUAUUCCCACCUGCCCCACCGCAAGAGGAUCUCUGUGGCCCACAUGAGCUUUCAAGCUGCCACGGCCUUCCUCAAGGGGCGCUCGGUAAUGGAUGCCACAGGACAGAGGUGCCGGGUGGUCAAGCGCAGCUUUGCCUACCCCAGCUUCCUGGAGGAGGAUGCGGUCGAUGGAGCAGAGACAUUCUACUCCUCAUUUUUUAGUAAGGAAGAAAUGAGCUCCGUGCCUGAUGAUGUGUUUGAGUCGCCCCCACUCUCUGCCAGCUACUUCCGGGGCAUCCCAUGCUCGGCCUCCCCGGCCUCCCCUGAAGAGAUGCAGGUCCCUCUGAAGGAGUCUGACCGAGCCCCGGUGCCCGCGGCCAAACGUGGCAAGCGUAUCGCAUCCAAGGUGAAGCACUUUGCCUUCGACCGGAAGAAGCGGCACUACGGGCUGGGUGUUGUGGGCAACUGGCUGAACCGCAGCUACCGCCGCAGCAUCAGUAGCACCGUGCAGCGCCAGCUGGAGAGCUUCGACAGCCACCGGCCCUACUUCACCUACUGGCUGACCUUCGUCCACGUCAUCAUCACACUGCUGGUGAUUUGCACGUACGGCAUCGCGCCUGUGGGCUUCGCCCAGCACGUCACCACCCAGCUGGUACUCAGGAACAGAGGUGUGUAUGAGAGCAUGAAGUACAUCCAGCAGGAGAACUUCUGGAUUGGCCCCAGCUCGAUUGACUUGAUCCACCUGGGAGCCAAGUUCUCACCCUGCAUCCGGAAGGACCAGCAGAUCGAGCAGCUGGUGCUGCGGGAGCGAGACCUGGAGCGGGACUCGGGCUGCUGUGUCCAGAAUGACCACUCGGGCUGCAUCCAGACGCUGCAGCAGGACUGCUCGGAGACUUUGGCCACUUUUGUCAAGUGGCAGGAUGAUACGGGGCCCCCCAUGGACAAGUCUGCGCUGGGCCAAAAGCGGACAUCGGGGGCCGUGUGCAACCAGGACCCCAGAACCUGCGAGGAGCCGGCCUCCAGUGGUGCCCACAUCUGGCCCGAUGACAUCACCAAGUGGCCGAUCUGCACGGAGCAGGCCAGGAGUAACCGCUCGGGCUUCCCGCACAUGGACUGCCAGAUUCGGGGCCGCCCCUGCUGCAUCGGCACCAAGGGCAGCUGUGAGGUCACCACCCGGGAAUACUGUGAGUUCGUGCACGGCUAUUUCCACGAAGAGGCCACGCUCUGCUCCCAGGUGCACUGCUUGGACAAGGUGUGUGGGCUGCUGCCCUUCCUCAAUCCUGAGGUCCCAGAUCAGUUCUACAGGCUCUGGCUGUCUCUGUUCCUCCACGCUGGCGUGGUGCACUGCCUCGUGUCUGUGAUCUUCCAAAUGACCAUCCUACGAGACCUGGAGAAGCUGGCCGGCUGGCACCGCAUCGCCAUCAUCUUCGUUCUCAGUGGCAUCACCGGCAACCUUGCCAGUGCCAUCUUCCUCCCGUACCGCGCGGAGGUGGGCCCGGCAGGGUCGCAGUUCGGCCUCCUGGCCUGCCUCUUCGUGGAGCUCUUCCAGAGCUGGCAGCUGCUGGAGCGGCCCUGGAAGGCCUUCCUGAACCUGUCGGCCAUCGUGCUCUUCCUGUUCAUUUGCGGCCUCCUGCCCUGGAUCGACAACAUCGCCCACAUCUUUGGCUUCCUCAGCGGCCUGCUGCUGGCCUUCGCCUUCCUGCCCUACAUCACCUUCGGCACGAGCGACAAGUACCGCAAGCGCGCCCUCAUCCUCGUGUCGCUGCUGGUCUUCGCCGGCCUCUUCGCCUCGCUGGUCAUCUGGCUCUAUGUCUACCCCAUCCACUGGCCCUGGAUCGAGUACCUCACCUGCUUCCCCUUCACCAGCCACUUCUGCGAGAAGUACGAGCUGGACCAGGUGCUGCACUGACCACCUGCCUGGCGGGGCUGGCACGGCUGCUCCCACGCAGCGCUGAGGACACGGAGACUGUGCCCGGGUCAGGCUGCCUGCCUGCACAGCGCCCACCCCCCGCUCCAGAGACCCUGUGGGGCCGGCCCUGCUCCCAGGAGCUCUGCCCCCAGGAGAGGCUGAGUCUGCGGGAGAUGGUCAUCAAGGGCGGCUCCUUGGGGGACUGAGGGCCCCCUUCCCCAGGCCUGGGCUGGGGGACACUCCGAAUAUGUGUUUCUCUGCAGCUCAGGGCCCAGGCCCUGACAUCACCCUGCUCCCCUGCUGUCAGGACCACUUCCUGGGGGGUGGGCUCCUUUCUUCCCAAGGUCCUGGGCUGCUGCCCAUCUCCCACCUCUGGCUCUGCUGGUAUGUUCCCCCUCCCCAUUGCUGUGAGCCUGCCCUUCCCGGGGACCUGGCUGGGGUUCCCACCAGGUUCCCAGCCCUGCCCGGCCACGGCCCCUACCUGUUUCCCCUCCCAUCUCUGCCCUGUGAAUCCACGCCCUGCACUCAUCCGUGGCCUGGUGAGCCUGCCCAUAACGCUCCGGGUCCAAACCUUCUGGGACAGGGUUUGGCAGUGGUCUGGGGCAGAGAAGGAGCAAAGAGACACAGACUGGCAAUCUGAGAGCCUCCGCUGAUCUCAGCAAACAGAGGCUGAACCUGCCCCGCACCCAGGCCCCCCAGCCCCUCCCAGCCCAGUCCCUUCCUUCAAGUCAGUGUUCUGCCUCCUGGGGCUGGACUGACACCAGCCAGCCAGCCAUCCUCUGCCUCACUCCUGCCCAGGUGAGGGCAGGGCCACCCCAAGGACCUGUGUCCAGGGGUUGCCCAAGGUCAAUCAGGCCUUUUUUUUUUUUUUUACCAGUUUAUAUUAUGGUCCUAAUUUUUUUUAAAGUAACACUAACUUUGUAUGGACGAUGUCUGAAAUGUAUUAAAUGAUAUUCUUU
Delphinapterus leucas (beluga whale) is the source of this 4622-nucleotide messenger RNA. NCBI's taxonomy places the organism in Eukaryota, Metazoa, Chordata, Mammalia, Artiodactyla, Monodontidae. The record is from RefSeq and is a predicted model, not a curated record.